AUGGAUCCAUUUAUAUCCUGUCCGUACGAGCCAGCACACCGCGUCCCUCAGUCUCGUAUCCAAGCUCACAUCGUCAAGUGUCAAACCAAGCACCCGGAGCUGAGUCCGUGUCCUUACAACGCGACUCAUCGUCUGCCGAAGACAGAGAUGAAGAAUCAUGUGCUGGCCUGUCCGUCGAGGAAAGAAAUCUUUCCUGACGAUAAACCGCCAAAAGUUGUAGCAAAUAUUACAGCUCCGAAGUUUCUACGACAGAGAGACUACUUGUUGGAGUCGGAUCAUAAUAACGAGAUGUGGGAUUAG
Messenger RNA from Danaus chrysippus (African queen), 300 nucleotides. NCBI's taxonomy places the organism in Eukaryota, Metazoa, Arthropoda, Insecta, Lepidoptera, Nymphalidae. The record is from the annotation of a GenBank genome assembly.